Archocentrus centrarchus (flier cichlid) is the source of this 1592-nucleotide messenger RNA. RefSeq names its product MOB kinase activator 3C (gene mob3c). Bases 592 to 1242 code for a protein of 216 amino acids. The record is from RefSeq and is a predicted model, not a curated record. The transcript has 4 exons. NCBI's taxonomy places the organism in Eukaryota, Metazoa, Chordata, Actinopteri, Cichliformes, Cichlidae.
GGGAGGGCAGAGUCAGUGUUUGGGAAGGCCUUUUUCAGUCCUACUUUUCUUUCAAUUUAUAGGUCCUCCAUACACCCACCCACAAACUGACACACAGACAUACUGUAGAUAGCAGAACCACACAGACAAAGUCAGGAAGUGACAUCACCCACAGGAAGAGAAGGCAAAUGUUUUUUUCUCUUGGUGUGUUGUCUGUGUUCCUGGGGGAAGUUGGAGGCUCUCAAGAUUGUUAGCAGCUAGCAGAGAGAAGACUCAGAGGACCCAGAGGGGGCAGAGCCACAGGAGCUGGCUUCCACAGAGAGCUUAAAGUCAAAGGAUCCGGACACUCGAAUCCUCCCUGAACUUCCCACAACUCUCCACCACAUUCCAGACACUCCACUGCAGGAUUUCAGCCAGUGUCAUCCCACCAACUGAAAACAAGAACUCCCUGCAAGCUUUACAUGACAGAGGCUGACCACCUGUCACCUGAUUUCAAGAGCUGAAAUCAGCCUGGUUCCCUUUCCCAGGAAGGCUACAAUUUAUCAGACUCCAACCUAAUUAUUUGUCAACAUAGCACAUUCUCCCUUUGUCUCAGGGGAAACAACUGAGUCAAUGGCAUUGUGUCUUGGACAAGUGUUUAGCAAAGACAAAACGUUCAGGCCAAAGAAACGUUUUGAGCCUGGCACGCAGCGAUUUGAACUAUACAAGAAGGCCCAGGCAUCGCUGAAAUCUGGCUUGGACCUGAGGAAAGUGGUUCAGCUUCCAGAAGGAGAGAACCUCAAUGACUGGAUUGCUGUUCAUGUGGUGGAUUUCUUUAACAGAAUCAACCUAAUCUAUGGCACAAUGAGCGAGUACUGCACUGAGCGCACAUGCCCUAUCAUGUCUGGGGGACUGAGGUACGAGUACAGAUGGCAGGACGGCGAUGACUACAAGAAACCCACCAAGCUGCCCGCUCUCAAGUACAUGAAUCUGCUGAUGGACUGGAUAGAGUCACUCAUCAAUAAUGAGGAAAUCUUCCCCACAAGAGUAGGAGUACCUUUCCCCAAGAACUUCCAGCAGGUGUGCAAGAAGAUCCUGAGCCGUCUCUUCCGGGUGUUUGUGCACGUUUACAUCCAUCACUUUGACAGCAUCUGCAGUAUGGGUGCAGAGGCUCACAUCAAUACCUGCUACAAACACUAUUAUUACUUCAUCUCAGAGUUCAGUCUCAUUGAUCACUCUGAACUGGAGCCUCUGAAAGAGAUGACAGAGAAGAUAUGCAAUUAGACAAAGCCACAUGGAAAAGGAGUUUACAUUAUGAUGGUAUCUGAGCCCUUUGAGAAAACUUCUGCACCAAAACACUUUUGAACAGUUUUGUGUACAUUUGUAUCAGUGUUUCCUAAGCAUACUUGGGAUGGUCCAUAAACUCAACAGACUUCUUCAGAUGGUGGCACCGGUCCUUCACAGAAGUUUUCAUUUCACAUUCAUUGUGGUGCUGUGAGUUUCGUCAUCAUUUGUUGUUGCAUCUCCUGGGUUUUCUUUCUUCUUGUGCAUGUAUAUGUUUUACCUUUAUGUAUGUUUUUUUUAUUGCUUUUGUGUUGACGAGAAUUUGUAUUUUGUACAGUUUAAAAUGGAUU